AUGUCCGACCGUGAGCCCCUCCUGCCGACCCACGCUCGCAACGCCCGCGAGGACAUUGCCGAGUACGGCACCCAGCUCAAGCACGACGCCAAGAAGACGGCCCGCCAGUAUGGCGUCGACCCCAACGACCCCGUCGGCCAGGCGCGUGAGGCGGCGCCUUCGCGCGAGUCGCUCGUCAAGCUGGCCAAGGUCAUCGGCGCGGUCCGCGCCGGAAAGAUGCCCAGCCAGCAGCAGCUGAGCUCGUGGAUCGAGAGCGUCAUCAACAGCCCCGUCCUCGACGAGCGCAACGUUCCCGGCUCGUCGCAGCUCAGCCAGCAGGGCGCGCGCGUGCUGCAGGACCUCAAGGGCGUCCUCGCCUGCGUCGAGCGCGUCGCCGAGAGCAAGAACGGCGACAACAAGAUCCAGAAGUUCUUCUACCAGACCUCGCAGGCCUCGGUCGGCCUCCGCGGCGAGGGCGGCGUCUCGUACAACCUCCCCAGCACCUCGUCGGUCGGCGCAGACGGCCUAGGCUCCGAGGCUAAGGACGACGCCAAGCAGGUCCUCCACAACGUCCAGCAGAUCGGUCAGCUCUUUGUCACCUCUAAGCCCUUCCGCAACCUCGUGGCCGACAUCCAGUUCCUGUUGCGAGACCUCACCGCCGACGCCGCGUCGCAGGCGGCCAGGAAGGCCGGCCAAGCCGAGGGCAAGAUCCGGCCCAGCGAGCGCGAGCGCCAGGCGCGCGGCGACGCCAUCGACAUCAAGGCCCCCUCGCGCGAGGACGUCAAGUCGGCGGCGGACCGCGCCAAGAGCUCGGCCCAGCAGGCGACCAAGGACGCCAAGGGCUCUCUCCAGGACGCCGCCAAGUGGGUCGACGAGAAGACGUCCGACGAUGCCAAGGACGAGUUCAUCGAGCGAAUCCGCGAGGUCGUCGGCCAGGUGCAGGAGGACCCCGACUUCAAGAGGGCGCUCAACGGCAUCUACAGCAUCGGCAACAAGUGGAUCGACAUCGUCCAGGACGUGGCCGAAAAGGCAAAGGAGCAGACCGACGUCGACAUCGACACCCCCGAAGCCGAGGCCAACGCCAACUUCCGCGAAUCGGUCGAGCUGCUGCAGAACAUCCUCGAGGAGUUCUCUGGACGCUCGCUGAAGCCGGUCAAGGAGGCCUUUGGCAAGUUCUCGGACCACGUCAAGGCCGUCUACGACAAGGAGGCGUCCAAGGAGACCAAGGAGCUGCGCGAGUUCAUCGACGACGUCAAGGCGUUCAUUGACCGCUCGCUCAACCAGGACGGCUACAUCCAGUCGAACCGCGCCAACCGCGAGGCGUCGGACCUCUACGACCGCGCCCAGACCAUGCUCAAGGCGUCGGGCAAGGACGCCAACAAGGAGCUCAACAAGCUCAAGAGCGACUUUGACGAGGUGCUCGACGAGAUCUCCAACUUUGCCGAGGGCUUCGAGGAGGACCCGGAGCUGCGCGAGCUGGGCCAGCGCGUCGAGAAGCUGGCCGACGACGUCAACUUCCUCAAGCUGCGCGAGUCGUUCGGCAAGGGCGGCAGCGGCAUCGGCGGCUUUGUCAACACGAUUCGCACCGACGCCGGCAUCCUGGUGCGCGACACGGUCGAGGUCAUCAUCCCGCGAAUGAUCCAGCAGAUCCAGGAGAUUCCCUUCCCCAGGCUCGAGUUUUCGUCGCCCGAGGCCGACGUCGUCAUCGACGACCUCUCGUUCCGCGCCUCGACGGCGUCGUUUGUCCCGGACUCGAUCCGCAUCGUCAACCGCAACGACCUCUCGCUGUCGCAGAGGCGCAACACGUACGGCAGCAAUGUCGACUCGUCGCUCUACCUCGAGGUCACGGGCCUGCGCAUCAAGGCCGCCGACGUGGCCUACUACAUCAAGAAGAAGACGGGCUGGUUCGGCUGGGAGGACUACGGCUUCCUCGACCUCGACCUCGGCGGCCGCGACGGCACCAGCUUCGUCGUCAAGCUCCACAACGCCGACGAGGACGACGAGGAGUCGUACUUCCGCGUCGACAAGGUCAGCGUCGACAUGAGCCACCUCGCCAUCAAGGUGCGCCAGACGCGCCACUGGUUCCUCAACUUCUUCCUGAUGCCCUUCGUGCGCCCCGUGGUGCGAAAGACGCUGCAGCACCUGCUCGAGAGCCAGAUCCAGUCGUGGCUCCAGAACGCCGACAGGAGCCUGUGGGCCACCCAGCAGCGCGCCAAGGUCAUCAACAGCUACAGCAAGACGGCGCUCAAGUCGGGCCAGGGCGUGUCGAUGAAGGCCUACACCAAGGCAAUCUUUGCCCCCGAGGACGACGCCUUCUCGCCCUACGGCAGGGCGGCCAAGUCAAAGCCCAAGACCGACGUCGGCCUGGCCCAGGGCGUGCUCGUCGAGGGACCGCACGGCGACUUCAAGCUGGCCAUCGGCGCGUCGCACUCGAGGCAGCUCUUCCCCGGCAAGGGCGGCCCGGCCAGGCACGCCGAGCGCAAGGAGCAGCAGUACGAGGAGCUCGAGAGGACGAUCCGCGAGGGCGUCGAGCAGGCCAAGCAGAGCGUCGAAGAGGUGCGCGAGGGCGCCCGCGAGGCCGUCGAGCAGGUUCGCGAGGGCGUCGAGGGCCUCGAGGGCGACGCCAAGAAGACGAGCAAGCAGGCAAAGGGAGAGGCGCAGAAGCUCUCGCGCGAGGCCCGCAACCAGCAGAGGAAGGAGAGGCUCGAGUCCGGCUGGAAGUCGGACGUCUUUGACAUCGACCUCUGA
Pseudozyma flocculosa PF-1 is the source of this 2727-nucleotide messenger RNA. RefSeq lists its product as uncharacterized. Gene Ontology annotation, molecular function: lipid binding. The transcript is spliced from 2 exons. NCBI's taxonomy places the organism in Eukaryota, Fungi, Basidiomycota, Ustilaginomycetes, Ustilaginales, Ustilaginaceae. The coding region runs from base 1 to 2727 and encodes 908 amino acids. The record is from RefSeq and is a predicted model, not a curated record.